Messenger RNA from Rodentolepis nana, 177 nucleotides. The record is from the annotation of a GenBank genome assembly. Lineage: Eukaryota; Metazoa; Platyhelminthes; Cestoda; Cyclophyllidea; Hymenolepididae.
AUAUGGACAUUCUAUUUCGCCGGUAGUCCGUCUACUAAUCACUUGAUUACCAUCGAUACCGGAAGCGAUGAGGUUGCCAAAAAUGGCGCUGUGUCCGGAGAAGAUGAUGAAAGUCUUGGAUUGCUCAGUCUCGGUGAUAUGGAUAACGCAGACUCCGAAUUUCUGAUGUCCCAGUGA